Molecule: messenger RNA, 442 nt
Organism: Aplosporella prunicola CBS 121167
Lineage: Eukaryota; Fungi; Ascomycota; Dothideomycetes; Botryosphaeriales; Aplosporellaceae
Exons: 2
Coding region: 118-366 (82 amino acids)
Source: RefSeq, a predicted model, not a curated record
UUAGCACGGCAAAUUGGCACAGGUCCCCACGGUUUCUUAGGCGUCUCGCUUCGUCGCUUCGUCGCUUUGCCCACUGUCACUGUCCACUAGCACACACACGCACACGGACGCGGCCCCAUGCGCUGCGACCACCCGCGUUCAUCUCCACGCCGGCUGCUGGGCCGCGCGCUGCCCUGUUGGCGUGGUGGCGUUCGGUUUACUUACACAGUACCUAGUGGUAGUGCUUGCGCUGUGUCGAGGCAGGCGUGGGUGUGUCUGCUUGGUGCUGGUGCGGUGAUGGUGGUGGUGGGUGCGUGUAUGGUUGUGGUCGUGGUUGUGGGGGCGGGAAGCGCUGUGCGCGUGGCUGGGGACUACCUACCUAGGUAGGUAGGUACCGUCUUCGUCGACGGCAGCAGCAUAAAACGCCUGUACGUGAGCUUCUUCACUGAGGCCCGUAAGACCU